Messenger RNA from Lontra canadensis (Northern American river otter), 642 nucleotides. Its product is annotated as zinc finger protein 593. Bases 97 to 501 code for a protein of 134 amino acids. The transcript is spliced from 3 exons. Gene Ontology annotation, molecular function: zinc ion binding; nucleic acid binding. Lineage: Eukaryota; Metazoa; Chordata; Mammalia; Carnivora; Mustelidae. The record is from RefSeq and is a predicted model, not a curated record.
CCCCGGGCGUCACGUAACGUCAUCCCACAAUCCGGAAGCUCCCACACGUGUGCGCCCGACCCGGCUCUGGGCGUCCUGGCCCCUCUGUCACCGGCCAUGGGUCGCUCCCGCCGGACGGGUGCGCACCGAGCCCACUCCCUGGCCCGCCAGAUGAAGGCGAAGCGGCGGCGGCCGGACCUGGAUGAGAUUCACCGUGAGCUGCGGCCCCAGGUUCCCGCACGGUCUCGGCCAGACCCGGGCCCUGAGCCUGACCCCGACCUGCCAGGGGGCGGCCUGCAUCGCUGUCUGGCCUGCGCGAGAUACUUCAUCGAUUCCGCCACCCUGAAGACCCACUUCCGAUCCAAAGACCACAAGAAAAGGCUAAAGCAGCUGAGCGUGGAGCCCUACAGUCAGGAAGAGGCCGAAAGGGCAGCGGGAAUGGGCUCUUAUAUGACCCCCCAGCGACUGGCAGUGCCCACGGAAGUAUCCACUGAGGUCCCUGAGAUGGACACAACUCCCUGACAUGACCUGAGAUGCAAGUCAGGAGAGCUGCCCAUGGACAGCGAGGCAAGGGCUAGGCUGGGAGAGACUGUGCCAACCUCUCUUGGCCCUGGGCUUGGGGAGUGGAAAGCCUCACCCCCAAUAAAGAAACUGGUUAGAGAA